Messenger RNA from Harmonia axyridis, 771 nucleotides. RefSeq names its product mediator of RNA polymerase II transcription subunit 31 (gene MED31). Lineage: Eukaryota; Metazoa; Arthropoda; Insecta; Coleoptera; Coccinellidae. Gene Ontology annotation, molecular function: transcription coregulator activity. Bases 180 to 638 code for a protein of 152 amino acids. Gene Ontology annotation, biological process: regulation of transcription by RNA polymerase II. The transcript has 3 exons. The record is from RefSeq and is a predicted model, not a curated record. Gene Ontology annotation, cellular component: core mediator complex; mediator complex.
CGUGUAUGACAAUUGACAACUAUGAUCUGACAUAAAGGAGAAAGAUUAUUUAUUUACUAUGAGGUAAAAUGAGAAAUUUGUAAAUAAACAGUAAUUCCAAUGUGGAAUUGAAAUCACCCUGUAACAAAACAUUUACCGUAUGUUUUCAAAUAGAUUUUAUAUUAAUCCACAAGUGUAAUAUGGCAGCUAAAGAGGGUUGGAAUUACAUUUCAGGUGUUCCGGAAACAGAAGAACAACAAAAACUACGAUUUCAGGUUGAAUUAGAAUUUGUACAAUGUUUAGGGAAUCCAAAUUAUUUGAAUUUUUUAGCUCAAAGAGGAUAUUUUAAAGAUAGUACAUUUGUUAACUACCUAAAGUAUCUCUCAUAUUGGAAAGAACCAGAAUAUGCCAAAUAUCUGAAGUAUCCCAUGUGUCUCCACUUCUUAGAUUUGCUUCAAUAUGAGCAUUUCCGCAGAGAACUUGUAAAUGCACAGUGCUCUAAAUUUAUUGAUGACCAACAAAUUCUUCUAUGGCAGCAUUACACUCGAAGAAGAAAUAGAUUACUUACUCCACAAAAUCCAAAUGCAACACCAGAACAAAACUCAGGAAACCAAAGUAAUCAACAAACUAAUGGUCAUAUGAAUCCAAAAAUAACAUAAAAAUACAUUCUAUCUCUGUGGAUUUUACCUUGACGUAUAUUUAUAAAAUCAAAUAUUGGGUAUGUUGAAAAGUUAUUUAAAGUAAGGUUUUGUAUAUUUGAUAUUUUUAAGAAGUAAAUAACUAAUAGUCAAA